AUGGUAAAGACACGGCGAAAGAGAAGGCUGACGACGAGGGAAAAACACCAACAACCGCGCGAAGAAGAAGAAGAAGAAGAAGAAGAAGAAGAACGGAGGACGAUACUAAAGAAGAAGAAGAAGAGAAAAAAGAGGAACACAAAAAACGAUUCAAAACACGAAGACGCUUUAAAAGCAGCGGAGGGAGUACAAAAAGCGCGAACGCAAAUUUGCGUGCAGUUGAGCGCGUUGCGACGUUCGCAAGCGUAUUUGGACACGUAUACGCUCGACGGAUGGCGCUCGUCGAAUCAGGAGAAGUUGAAACCAAUCGCGGAGUUAGCGAAGAAACGGGAAGAUAUUUUCUUCCGGAAGUUGAAAGUCAGAGAGUUGUUUGAGAAGUUAAACUACGACGAGAAGAAACUGGAGAAGUUCAAGUGCAAAGAAGAUGAGGAUGGGGAGAUUGAAUGCGAGGACGUGGUGUGUUGCGAGUGCGGAUCGGGCGAGUGCAACGAGGAGGAGAACGACGUCGUGUUUUGCGACGGGUACUGCGAUUUGGCGUAUCACAUGAAAUGCGUGAAACCGCCGUUGAAACCGGAAGAUAUACCGAAAGGCGACGAAGGAUGGUUGUGUCCUCUGUGCGAUUGUCGCGUGGACGUGAUUUACUAUCUGAAUUUGGAUUACGAUCAAAGGUUAGACAUUGAAACGUGCACGCACUUGGACGUGUUUAAAAAAGAACAGGACAUGUUCGACAAAGGUAUAAUACCUGGGACCUCGCGGUUUCAUUUACACGGCGAGAACGAAGAAGACGUGUGGCCGAGCGACGAAUCCGAGGACGAAGAUUUCAAAGAGAAGAAUGAAAAAGACGACGGUAAAGACGACAGCGACGAAUCGCUCUCCGGGUCAGCGGUAGUUCCGCAAUCAUCAUCUGCUAGCGAUGAUAGCGAAAAUAGCAGUAGUAGUAGCAGCAGCGAUUCGGCAAUCAUCAUAGAAGGACCUCGGAGAAGAACGAAAGUGGAUUACGUGAAAUUAAACGGCGACUUGUUCGGCGACGCCGUUUUAGACGGGGACGAAGAGGAGAAGCAAGACGCGAAAGUCAAACCGAUGGCGGACAGGCGCACGCAAUUAGCCGCGUUAGUCGCACUGAAUAAGAAGGAGAAAAACCAAAGCAGCAGCGGCGAGAAUAAGAAGGGAAAAGCAGCGAGGAACAAAACAGCUUCUCCCGUGAAGACGAAAGGAACGCAGAGAAACGGAAAUGGAGGAAAUAAUCGACGACGUAAACGACGAGGACGAGAAACAACAACAACAACAACAACAACAACAAAAGCAACAAAAACGAAAGCGUCUGCGCUGUUGUCCUCGAAAUCGACGAAAGCAAACGAGAAGAAGAAGAAGAAGAAGAUGAAGAUGAACAAGUAG
Messenger RNA from Bathycoccus prasinos, 1395 nucleotides. RefSeq lists its product with no specific name. The record is from RefSeq and is a predicted model, not a curated record. Gene Ontology annotation, molecular function: chromatin binding; DNA binding. The transcript is spliced from 2 exons. Gene Ontology annotation, biological process: regulation of DNA-templated transcription; chromatin organization. NCBI's taxonomy places the organism in Eukaryota, Viridiplantae, Chlorophyta, Mamiellophyceae, Mamiellales, Bathycoccaceae. The coding region runs from base 1 to 1395 and encodes 464 amino acids. Gene Ontology annotation, cellular component: nucleus.